GAGAAAGAGGAGGAGGAGGAGGCUGACAAACAACACGAGCUGAGCAUCAUUUGCGGAGAUGUUGAACUGAUCGCACACUGCUCGCGCUGUGGACGUCGAAAGAGCGCGUGUCUCCGUGUUUAUUCCUCCUCCUCGGGACGGAGGGGGGGAUGCUAAAGCCCUUAAAACCCCUAAAGCCCUUAGAGCUCUCUGCGCUACUUCUAGAGGGAUGCCUUCUUCAUCCAGGAGAGGAGAGGAGAGAAGAGUGUGGGCCGCGCUUCUUCUGCUAGCCACCAUCACCAUCAGCACCACUAUGGCAGCCGUAGGCCAGUGCCCCCGAAGCCUUGACUGUGCCCGUGAAGGACGUCAUUUUUGCCAGCCUGGCUCGUCCCACUGCGGCCCCUGCCUGGCUCCGCUCAUCGAGAACAAAAGAGGGAAGUGUGUGGUCAGGAGACGGAACCACAUCAAAGAAGUGGAUAUGCGUCCUGAGCUAGACGAAGAGAUCGACUUCCUCUCUUCCAUCAUAACCAAACACAGAGAGUCUGAGAUGAAACACACAGCACCCUCUCAGGCUGCCCCACGUAUCAAAGACGAUUCGGCAAGGCCAAGGAGUCAUCACAGAGGAGAAUCCUCACCCAGCUACGAUGCAGCGGGACAGCCUGUAACACACACUCUGACCACAUUAUCCACUACCACCAGCUCCAGUGCCACCAGCUCCAGUCCCAACACUGUCAGUCCUCUGAUAUCAGCCAUGCAGAGCGCCCCGCUCAUUGAGCCCUACCCGUCUGAGGACCACUCUUAUAUCGUUACAGCAGGAGUGUGUCUUAUGGUGGCUUCAGUGGCUCUGGUUUUGUUUGGAGUGUGCUGGGUGAGAAUGCAGAGAGGAACUCGUCUGGCACAGAAAGUGGACUACCCAGCCUUCGGGGUGAUGAGCCCCCACUCUUACGACAGCGCAGCUUCUGGAGAUAAAAACCUGGCCCAGAGCGCUCAGAUGUACCAUUAUCAGCACCAGAAACAGCAGAUGUUGUCACUUAAACAAAGAGAUGAACCCAAGAUCACUGAAUCAGCAGCUACCUCAGAUGAGGAGAAUGAGGAUGGAGACUUCACAGUGUAUGAAUGUCCUGGACUCGCCCCGACUGGCGAGAUGGAGGUGAAGAACCCUCUGUUUGAUGACUCCACCCUUCAUCUUCAUCUUGACCUGCAAAAAAUCUACAACUGAACCUGGACUGUCAAUGCACGAUCACGUUGAAAACACAUCCACAAUCUUACACCGAGGUCAAAUCCCAUCUGCGAUCCAUGACAAAGACGCCAUGAAGAAGAGGAAGGCAGCUGGGAAAUUAAAGGAGGAAAGAGGAGAAGAGGAUUCAGACUGCGUGGAUUCGACUUCACCUAGUCAGCAAGGGCAGCUCCGGUGUUCCUAGACGCUUUCCGUUUUCAACCUUCCUCUCCAUCCAUUGUUCAUUUAUUGACUGUUACAUUGUAUGUGUAGAAACUGGAAGCAAGUUAACAUAUCUGCCUAAACAAAUGAUUUGCCUUUAAACAUACAGAAACAUCUAUGGUCCUGUACACACGUGUACACUCUCCUGCAUGGAUUGAGCAUUUCCUCUAAUACUCACACCCUACCUUCGGAGGAACGAUACACCGGCAACGAUUUGAAGCAGUUCGUCUUAGUUUUAUGUAUUUAUUUAUUUAUUUAUUUAUUUUUCCAAUCGUAAUGAUGUAUCUCAUAUUUAAAUCUUUUGCACAGGAGUUUCUGCUAUCCCUAGUCUUGCUGAAAUUGUCCACUUUCAGAAGUUACCAGUGUACCAUGGCCUUUCCAGUAUAUGCACGCAUCAGUAUAAAACAUGGAGAGCAUGUCAGCUCCUGUUUUCCACACCGCUCUCAUACAUGACAAAACGAAGGAUCUAGUAUCCGAUUUCACCGGGGAUUCUUAACUGGAAGCUUUCUUUAGCAGAAAGGCUUUAUACUUUGCACGUUCAUGAUUUAUCUGUGCCCUCCACAGGCACUAGGUGGGGUUUAUUGGAACCAGCUCUGGGCUCAUAUCAAAGUUCCUUAUAUUCAGUUAUGCAAAAAAGCAUAUGGGCAGCACGGUGGUGGAGCAGGUAGCGUUGCUGCUUCAUGGUCCCUGGUUCGAUCCUGAGCUUGGGUUAAUGUGUAGAGUUUCAAAUGUUCUACCUGUGAGUUUCCUCCAGUUUCCUCCCACCUCCCAAAAACAUUCCAGUAGGUGGAUUGGCUACACUAAAUAACCUUAGGUGUGAAUGUGUGUGCUUGGUAUACUGCGUCCCAUCCAGUGUGUAUUCCCGCCUUGCACCCAGUGUUCCUGGGAUAGGCUUCAGAUCCACCACUACCCUAACCAGAUUAAAGCAUGUACUAAAGAUGAAUAAAUGAAUGAAAAAUGCACAUUAUUCAGUUUAAGUGGUAAAAUGGUAACAGUAGUGGCUCAAUGGUUAAGGCUCUGGACUACUGAUCAGAAGAUUGUGCGUUGGGUCACUGUUGGGUCCUUGAGUUGCUUUGGACAAAAAGUGUCUGCCAAAUGUAUAAAUGUAAAUGUUUCAACUGCACAGAGUAAAAGCAAAACCUGGGCUCCCGAGUGAUGCACCAGAAAAGCGUCAAGAGCUCAUGAGUUUGAAUCCCAAUCAGGAGUUUGAAUUGCAGGUUCAAAUCCCAAGCAUACCAAAACCAUCCAGAGAGCAAAAUUGGCCAUGAUCUCUGAGUAGGGUGGCAUACUCUCUCUCCCCUGUCAAUCACAGCAACACUAGCCAAUCAUGGGUAUCUGUGAGGUCAUGUAUGCGGAAGAGGGCAGAUAGAGCUUUCCUCCAAGUGGCAUACACUGCCCUGUGACGCAGCAUGGAAAGUGCAAAAGAAGUGAACGUUCCCUGAUCAGGACAAAAUUCUUCAUGCAUAUGAUCCCAGAGCUCAGGUCCAAUAUCAGGACACUACUCAGCCAUCGAAUCUGCCUUUUUAUUUGUACGAUAUUGUGAAUACUGUGCAAUGGAAACUGAACUUGUGCAUAAAAUUACUUGAUGCUUAAACAUAUCAAACACGACAUUAGAUUUCAAGAGCUAGAUUGUAAAAUACAACCGGCUGUCCACUCACACUACAUGUGAUUUUCUGUAUGUACCGAAAAGCCACACUAUAUGAUUUAUAGACGUCAUGAUGUUCCUUUCUACCAAAGUAGAGUCAGUGAUGGUAUUUUCUAAAACUCUAGUUGUGGUUUUAAUAUUUUCAUAAUUGUGCACAUAUGAAUAAGCCUAAAUGAUAUAAUGUAGCCUUUGUAUAGUCUGUAUUGGUCUUACUAUGCAUGAGCUGAAGCUAUGAAAUGAUAAAGGGAGUCCGUAAUGCAUUUUCAACAUUGCUUCAUGACCCUAAGCGUACGUACGUGCCCUGCUGAAAUGUACCAUUUGAGUUGUGGUCCAAACAAAUCUGAGAAAACUGACACAGCAACUGUGAAAAUUGGCAAUUGUGCAUUGAAUGUGAGCUGGCUGCUGCUCGUCCUUACGAUCUGUGAUGUGCCCUGUUGUAAAUAACUGCAGCUGUGUAUAGAGAAGACUUGAGGCCUGCCUGCUCAGUUUGCUGUAUUUGUACAAGCCCCUGUCAUCUCUGCAGUAGAUCUCGCAUUGCGCCUGGCGAUUUGAUGGUGUGCUCGGUUGAAGUAUUCGCUCUUUGCUGCUGGUUCUCAGGAAAACUGCCAACAGUAGCAAGAUCUUCGUUAACCCUAAUCUCCUCUCUGUCCUACUCGUAAAUAAGCCCCACGAUGGUCUUGGAGUGGAUUUCUAUCAAAAUAGUUUCAUGCUUCAGUAUGUUGACUGUCAUUUUUAAAGAUAAAGAAAGGAAAAGUGAUCCACCCUUCUUUUAAAGAAGACUUGUUGAACAUGUCACCUGGAAGUCUCAGUAGAAGCUGUUACAGUGUUCUCAGUGAUUUUCCACUUUAGUAAAGGAUACAGAAUAGCUCCAAAUAUUACAGAAUCACACAAAAAAACACUUCCCAGCAACUACAGCCUAUCCUCUGUCAUCUAAUGAGUAGGCUGUUAUACAUUAAGGAAAACAAAUUCCUGCAUAACAAAUUCCUUCCCGUACACGUCUUGCUGUGUAUGUUGGUCUUGACUAUACUGAACUCUUUUUCACCUAAUGAAAUUGUUUAUCAUGCAUGUAAAGAUAGGAUAUUAUAUAAAGAAGAAGAAAUAAAUAUUUAUAUCAAA
Molecule: messenger RNA, 4178 nt
Organism: Pangasianodon hypophthalmus (striped catfish)
Lineage: Eukaryota; Metazoa; Chordata; Actinopteri; Siluriformes; Pangasiidae
Gene: npdc1b
Product: neural proliferation, differentiation and control, 1b
Exons: 9
Coding region: 209-1198 (329 amino acids)
Cellular component (GO): membrane
Source: RefSeq, a predicted model, not a curated record